Messenger RNA from Fusarium fujikuroi IMI 58289, 840 nucleotides. Its product is annotated as related to dehydrogenase. The transcript is spliced from 2 exons. NCBI's taxonomy places the organism in Eukaryota, Fungi, Ascomycota, Sordariomycetes, Hypocreales, Nectriaceae. The record is from RefSeq and is a predicted model, not a curated record. Bases 1 to 840 code for a protein of 279 amino acids.
AUGGACUCGUUCCCUGGUGUCGCGCUUAUUGUCUGCGCUUCUUCACAUACGAAUUACCAAACCAUCCCUUCAAACUCCAAUAAUUAUUGUACACCGAGGCUGACAUUCGUAGCAACUGGUCGUGCCACCUCUCUGCAGCUUUCGAAGCAGGGUUGUACUCGGCUCGUUCUCGUAGACGAAGACCGCAACAAGACAGAGGCCCUUGCUCGCGCAUGCCGUGAUGUUGGAGAGCAGGAUAUGGAGCUUCUAGUGUUGACGGGGGAUCUCAAUGACGCCGAGACAGUCAGGCAGCUUACCGCACAGGCAGUAGACCAGUAUGGGCCCAUUCACUAUGCUGCCAAUUGUCUUGACAUGCCUAUGACAUUUGGCUUUACCGCGGACCUCAGUCUCGAAAGCUUCAAAAUGCCAGCUGAGGUUGUCCAGAGAACGAUAUGGCUCUGGAUGCGUGAAGAGAUUUCGCAAUCCCUCAAACAAGAAACCAACGAAGCUUUCUUAAGCAUCGUCAACGUUGCGACUGUUCACGGCGUUGGAUCGGAGCCUCAAUUACCGAGUUGCGCAGCAGCAAGCCGCGCCAUCGUGGGCAUGACGCGAACCACAGCCAUGGACUACGUGACGAGCGGAAUCCGGGUCAAUUGUGUGUGCCACUCUGCGCUGGCUCAGCAAUGCUCUGCGGAUACGCAGGUUAAACCCGAGCAGAAGCUUUCGCGCUCACCGUUGGGAAGGCAUCUACAGGCGGAAGAAGUAGCUCACGCAGUUUCGUUUCUUCUCGCAAGGCAGUCGUCCGGUAUCACUGGAACGACGUUACCAGUCGAUGGGGGUUGGUCACUGUACCACUAUUGA